AUGGCAGGAGCUCCAGGGACUGGAACUCCAAUCCAAUCUCCAGCGGCUUCGUCUAAUCCGGCAAUCGAACAGAAUACAACAACGGAGGUACUGUUCGAUCCCCAAUCACAGUCAAACCCCUAUUUCCUUCACCCUAACGAGAAUCCGGCGCUAAUGCUGGUUUCUACGCCACUGGAAGGCCCUAACUAUCACCCUUGGGCAAGGGCCAUGACCAUGGCUCUAUCAUGCAAAAACAAACUGAAGUUUGUUAAUGGAGCCAUUACUAAACCAUCGAGAGAUGAUCGGAAGUUCGAUGUGUGGGAGCGUUGCAACGACAUAGUCGUCUCCUGGAUUGUUCGAUCCCUCUCCCCGACGAUUGGACGCAGUGUGCUCUGGAUCGACACUGCGUAUGGAAUAUGGAGGGAUCUAAAACGCAGCUGUGGGAAGAAGAUUGAUGAAUUGAAUGGACAGGAUGAGAAAGACAAGCUGUCUAUAUUUCUCAUUGGAUUGCAUGAUAGAUUUACAGGUGCAAGGAAUCAGAUCAUGCUUAUGAGGCCCUUGCUGGAUGUGUGUGAUGCCUAUUCGAUUAUAACACAACAAGAAAGACAAUUUCAUAUUAACACCAGUGGAAUUGGCAACCACUUAUAUCAAGCAGGAGAAGUUGGUGCCACAAGCAGUGUGUUAAUGACCAGGAAUGGUAGUAACCAACAGUAG
Ipomoea nil (Japanese morning glory) is the source of this 693-nucleotide messenger RNA. RefSeq lists its product as uncharacterized. Bases 1 to 693 code for a protein of 230 amino acids. Lineage: Eukaryota; Viridiplantae; Streptophyta; Magnoliopsida; Solanales; Convolvulaceae. The transcript has 2 exons. The record is from RefSeq and is a predicted model, not a curated record.